This is a messenger RNA of Prorocentrum cordatum, 1410 nucleotides long. NCBI's taxonomy places the organism in Eukaryota, Dinophyceae, Prorocentrales, Prorocentraceae. The record is from the annotation of a GenBank genome assembly.
AUGUGGGACCUUCGAUUAGGGGAACAACACGAUCCACAUCUUCGGCCUCCGUGGCACCUACCGCGACGGCUCGAUCACGUGGGCCAAGAACGGGUCCGUGUGGACCAGGCGCCCGCCCGCGGCCGAGAGCGCCCGGAAGGACGGGGGCGCCGCGGCCGCCGGGCUCCCCCACGGGGCUCGGGCGGCGGACAGGCCCGUGGACCCGGAGGAGACGAGAGCGCGAGAAUCAGGGCUAGGAGGUGGGACGAGUUCAAAAAGUGGCAGGACUGGUACGUCGGGCGAGGCAUCGCGCCUGGCCCCAGCAAGCUGGAUGACGAGGCGCGGCUUUUCUCCGAGGAGGCCAUCGGCCUGGGCGCGGGUACGGAUUUCGAUAUGUACGAUCUUGUCGGUGCUGAAAUCAGCGGUCCAGGAUCAGAACUCAUACCAAGAGAAUUGAAGUCCUUCGGCGAGUUGUACGACUCGUUCGGAGCGCAGAUACCUCCUGAGCUCAUGCAGAACAUCACGCGCUGCGGCUACACCAGGCCCACCCCCGUGCAGAGGUUCGCCAUGCCCCCUGGGCUUUCGGGCCGGGACGUGCUGUGCUGCGCCCAGACGGGAAGUGGUAAGACUGCCGCAUUCUUGGUGCCGACGGUCGCCAGUAUGAUGAGGUGCCACCGCGGAACCGCCGCUCAGGCAACACCCUUCGAGGGCCCCUGCAGGCCGCACGCGCUGGUCCUGUCGCCCACCCGCGAGCUCUGCCUGCAGAUCUUCGACGAGGCACUCAAGUUCUGCCACGCCACGAGCUUCCGAUGCUGCCGCAUCUAUGGCAGGGAGCAGGCGAGGCUGCAGCUGGAGGAGCUCGCCAGGGGUGCCGACCUUCUGGUGGCCACCCCUGGGCGCCUGUGGGAGUGGGUCGACGCGGGCGUGAUCAGCGUCGUGGAGACGAGAUCUUUGGUGCUGGACGAGGCCGACAGAAUGCUGUACCUCGGGAUGGAGUCCCAGAUCCGGGAGAUUGUCGAGAGGCACGGGAUGCCCAGCAAGGAGAACAGGCAGACGCUGAUGUUCUCGGCCACGUUCUCCGACAAGUGCCAGGAGCUGGCCGCCGCCUAUCUGUUCGAGCACAUCUGGGUCGGGGUUGGCGUCCUGGGCGGCGCGGUGAGCACGGUGACCCAGCAGCUCCAGCGCGUGUCCCCCGAGGACAAGUACGACAAUUUGAUCACUCUGCUCCACAAGUUCAUGGAGAUCGGAGAAACAGCCGGGGUGAGCACGAGCGGAUCGUCGUGUUCACGAACUCCAAGAGCCAGGCUAAGGGCCUCGACGAGAAGCUGUGGGAAUCGAAUUUCGACUCCGGCGCCCUGCACGGGGACCUCCAGCAGCACGAGCGUGAGGAGAAUUUGCGGAAGUUUCGCAGCGGCGAAAUCGACGUCCUGA